This is a messenger RNA of Naegleria fowleri, 951 nucleotides long. RefSeq lists its product as uncharacterized. The transcript is spliced from 3 exons. Lineage: Eukaryota; Heterolobosea; Eutetramitea; Acrasida; Naegleriidae. Gene Ontology annotation, molecular function: oxidoreductase activity. The coding region runs from base 1 to 951 and encodes 316 amino acids. The record is from RefSeq and is a predicted model, not a curated record.
AUGAGGGUUGUUCAUCCAUCCUCUGAUAAGCCUCAGUCGAUUAUUGAAAAGUUACUUUCGGGAGAUUUAACGACCAUUGGAGUUACCGCUUUCGCUAUCGUUGCAAUUUCAGUUUUGGUCAAUAAAAUUAUGGGAAGCAGACCAACUAAACCCGUUGAAAAAUCAUCAUCCACCACAACUGCAACCACUGCUCAAAUGAAGAAGGAAGAGAGCGUCAUCUCUCCUGAGGAAUAUAGACCAUUCAAACUCAUCGAAAAGAAGAGUCUUACAGAAGGAGAGAAUGUGAAAUGUCCAGUUCGUCUCUUUAGAUUUGAAUUACCUGCAGGAAAGAGUUUGGGAUUGCCCGUGGGUCAACACAUUUCAUUGAAAGCCACCAUCAAUGGCGAAGAAGUUUCUAGAAGCUACACACCAACCUCUUCGAAUGAUGACAAGGGAUUUUUCGAUCUUGUCGUCAAGAUUUAUCCAAAGGGUUUGAUGACUCAAUACUUGGACAAUAUGAAGAUUGGAGACACCAUUUUGGUUAGCGGACCAAAGGGUCGUUUCAAUUAUGAGAAGAACAAGUACAACAAGUUGGGAAUGAUUGCUGGUGGUACCGGCAUUACCCCAAUGCUCCAAGUGAUUGAGGAAAUUCUCAAGCAUCCAGACGAUAAGACUGAAAUUGCUUUAUUGUAUGGUAACUUGACUGAACAAGAUAUCAUUUUGCGUGACCGAUUGGAGGAAUUGGCCAGAAAGCAUUCUCAAUUCACCUUGUAUCAUGUUUUGAAUGAACCUCCUGCAAAUUGGACUCAGGGAGUUGGUUUCAUCACUCAAGAAAUGAUUGAAAAGUAUUUGCCACCUGUAGGUGAGAAGAUGAACAUUUUAAUGUGUGGCCCUCCACCAAUGUUGGGAGCCAUGAAGAGCCACUUGGAAAAGCUUGGCAUGAAGCGUGGCGAACAUUACUUUUCUUUCUAA